AAAACACAACACAAAGCCCGAGCGCCCAACGGAUAAGAGUAAGACCAGUGAAAUAGAGAAGGAAAGGUUUUCCCGGGAGAGAGAGAGAGAGAGAGAGAAACUGGCAAUGGCAUCACCGUCAACGGCAGCAACUCUAUCGUGGAGUUCUUCCUCUUGGCUUCAUAGUUUUAGUGGACCCAUUAAUGAAAUCUCCAAAUUGCCUGACAAAAGAAUGCCUAUGGUGGUUUUUGCUCAAAAGAAAGCAAAAAAGACCAGAAAAAUAAUAUUGAAAGAGGAUGUGGCAGAUUUGGGGAAAAAGGGGCAGCUAAUUGAUGUGAAGGCUGGAUACUACAGGAAUUUUCUUUUGCCCAUGGGCAAGGCCCAGAUUGUCACUCCUAUUCUACUCAAGGAAAUGAAAAUAGAAGAGGAAAGAAUUGAGGCUGAGAAAAAACGGGUAAAAGAGGAAGCACAACAGCUUGCUCUUAUGUUUGAAACUGUUGGAGCUUUCAAGGUGAAGCGCAAAGGUGGAAAGGGCAAACUGAUAUUUGGAAGUGUAACUGCUCAAGAUAUUGUUGACAUCAUCAAGGCACAGCUUCAGAGGGAUGUAGACAAGCGAAUUGUUUCUCUUCCAGAAAUUAGGGAAACAGGAGAAUAUAUUGCUGAACUUAAGCUUCACCCCGAAGUGACUGCUCGGGUCAGGUUGAAUGUUUCUGCCAACUAAGAAGAAGCAUCCUUUAAGAAUCCACUCUCUGACUGAAUGAUUUGUGUGAGCAUCUUGCAUCAAAAGGGCACCGGCAACCGGCAAACAUAGUAAUCAUAUAGAGACUUCUAUUGAGAAAAUGAGAAAGUGUAAUAGGUUUGGGCCUGAGAUAUGUACAAAUCCUGUUUCUCCUGAACCUAUAUAGAAUGUAGAAUGUAAUAGCUUUUUCUUGAACAGUUCUCUACUGUUUUGCUAUAUAUUUUUACUUCAACAAUGUUUGGAUUUUGCAGUGUUUGUUUAUUUAUUUAUUCCUGUAAUUGUAGAAUUUGCUAUUUUAUAUUGGAGAGUGUAACUGAAUCUGCAGAUCUACUUGAUAAAAACUUGUUCUUUUUUCCCUUGAUAA
Molecule: messenger RNA, 1082 nt
Organism: Jatropha curcas
Lineage: Eukaryota; Viridiplantae; Streptophyta; Magnoliopsida; Malpighiales; Euphorbiaceae
Gene: RPL9
Product: ribosomal protein L9
Biological process (GO): translation
Cellular component (GO): ribosome
Molecular function (GO): structural constituent of ribosome
Source: RefSeq, a predicted model, not a curated record